Molecule: messenger RNA, 3084 nt
Organism: Colias croceus (clouded yellow)
Lineage: Eukaryota; Metazoa; Arthropoda; Insecta; Lepidoptera; Pieridae
Product: ATP-binding cassette sub-family G member 8
Exons: 18
Coding region: 305-3022 (905 amino acids)
Cellular component (GO): plasma membrane
Molecular function (GO): ATP binding; ABC-type transporter activity; ATP hydrolysis activity
Source: RefSeq, a predicted model, not a curated record
CGGUCACAGUCUGUCGGUACGUCGCGGCACGGUAUACAAUAAUCAAACAUCUAACGAACCUUAAAACGAACGAACUAUACGAAAUUUAUUAUAGUAAAUUUAAUUUAUAAUCGAUGAUAAACAUUGGUGCUUAAGUGUAGUUCUAAUUCAUACUUUUAAGUGAGGAGUGUUUGUGAGUGUACCCGUGAUCGUAGUCCCGUUGGCCGGUCGAAAUGCUGUGAAUAAUAUAAGGUAGAAUGUGGAUUAUGACGACCGACAGACACAAGGAUUCCAGCAUCAAUACCUUGGGAUGACAGUGUGAGCAAUGUCGCAGUCAGCGCUGGGCUUGGGAGGCGAGAGGCGCUAUUCGGUGCCCUCUCACCCUCUGAUGCAUGACCCUCGCGGCAUGCACUCGGAGGAUUUGCACGCCUGGUCCAUUUACAGGCAAAAUUUAAAUUCCGACUUCACAGACAGUGCUUUGGGCAGCACCGAUAAAAGCCCCCUGCCAUAUGGAAACUUCCAGCUUCGUGAUACAACUGUGCAGUCGAUAUUAUCCCACCCGAGAUAUGGACCCAAAUCAGCAUUGGGCUCCAACAUGUACACAUACCUCAAAUUCGGUUUGCCACGCGUGUUCCCGCCGAACCACAAUGGGUCGCAGAGAUCCGGGACGCCUAAACCAAAGACUUCUAUAGGAAGUGGUAUGAAGUCAGUGCCUAGGAUCCAGCGCCAAAGCAGAGGUGUUCGAGAAACAUCAUCAGGCUACGAUAGUUCAGACAAUGAAACCUCAACAAAUUACAAGUACAAUCGGAAAUAUCGCUCCGAUCCUGACUUCAGGAUGCAAAACAUGCAACAGUCGUACCAACAUGCAACAGGCGUGCCAUUAGUCGCGAUGCACCAAGCGGGCAUACAGUCGCAGUGGGGCUCGCGGCACAAGUCGGUGAGCGAGGCCAACCUGCUGGGCAUCGACGCGCGCACGCACCGCUCGCACCGCCGGACCAGCGUCGCUGAGUUUGCGGACGACCACCAGAGCUACAUGAUGCCAUCCUCACACUUGGGCGGUCGCAUGUCCAAAGCCGGCAGUCACAUGUCUCUCGCCCAGUCUAGGAAACAUUCCACGUUGAGACCUGGAGAUCAGCUCGAUGGGUACACCCAUUCAGCGUAUAUCUAUCCUAAUUAUUAUGUAAACAGUCUAGAAAUAACGUCACCUGAGAACAAAUCAACGCUUUUAGUGUCUGGUUUGAGUUUUGAGGUAAAAUCUGGUGAGAUUUUAGCAGUUCUGGCAACCUCGCAACAGGAAGCCACGGGUCUGUUAGAUGUUCUAGCUGGCGCUAGAAAGAAGUUAUCCGGCGACAUAAUCCUCAAUGGACAGCCAGUAUCCUCGCGCACGCUUCGCAAGGUCGCGGCGUACGUGCGUCGCGACACAUCGCUGAGCCCCGCCAUGUCGGUGGAGCACACGCUGCGGUUCCACGCCGCGCUGCGCACGCCCCGACAGGCGCACGUGAAGAUGGACGAGCGGGAUCGGAUAAACCUCCUAAUCGACGAAUUAGGACUAGAACAAGUGAGAGACACAAACGUAUCCCGUCUCACACGCUCAGAGAUCCGACGGUUAAACGUAGCGUGCCAACUCCUGUUAGACAUGGCAGUAUUAAUUUUAGACCAGCCUACUAAGGAAAUGGACAUAUUUGAUACGUUCUUCCUUGUGGAGUAUUUGAAGAACUGGGCUAGCACCGGCCGUGUGGUCAUCAUGUCGUUACACCCACCCACCUAUGAGAUUUUUGCUAUGUUGACUAAGGUUGUGCUAAUCUCAGCGGGUCGCACAAUGUUCAGCGGUUACCGGAGAGAUAUGUUGCCAUAUUUCGCUUCGAUAGACUAUCCUUGUCCUGCUUUCAAAAACCCUUCGGAUUACUAUUUGGACCUAGUAACACUAGACGACCUAUCCGCGGCCGCAAUGCUCGAGUCGUCCGGUCGCAUAGAGGCGCUAGCGGGCGUGUUCGCGCAGGCGCACGCGGCGCCCGACGCGCCGCCGCCCGUGCCGCUGCCCGCGCCCGCCACGUCGCCCAAUGUGGUGAUGCAGGCCUUCGCGCUGCUGGAGAAGAGCAUGCUGUACACUCAAAUGACAACACUGUCCAAUGUGAUCACUCGAGUGUUGCUAGCGGCCAUCAUGUCGCUGGUCACUGGAACUAUCUUCUGGGAUUUACCGAGUACAGAUCCUAAGCUAACCCACAACGACCGCAUCGGCUACCACUACUCGGUGAUGUGCGUGUGCGCGUGGCCGCUGCUGCUGUGGCUCAGCGCGCGGGAAGCGGCCGGCGUCAGGCGAUAUGUGGAGCGGGAUAUCGCUGUCGGGCUGUACUCGCGGACUGUGUUUGUGUUGUUUGAUCAAUUCUUAGAAGUGUGGUCAGCAAUAUUAACCUGGCUCGCGUACUUGGUGCCAAGUUACGCGAUGUCCGGUUUGUAUGCGCAGGCGCCGGGGUCGUUCGACGGCUUCUACGUUUAUCUAGGCUACACGGUGCUAUAUCUAAUCUGCAUACAAAUGGUCUGUCGAGCUGCAAUCUUCAUAAUACCAAUGGAAAAGACAGCUUCUAUCAUAUCUGGGUUCUGUCUCCUCCUUAGUACUCUUGCUAAUGGAGUUAUGCUCCAGGACCAAGAUAUGAGUUUUUAUACAAAAUGGCUGCUAUAUGUGUCACCGUCAAGAUGGGCGUUGCCAGAAAUAUUAAGGCGGGAACUUAGUGAAACCGCUUUGAGAACCAGUAUUAGUAAAGAUCUGAGGUGUACUAAUAAACAGAGGCAACAUUUAGACAUAAUAGUACAAUCGCCGUGUCCCCCACCGAACGGCACUCAAGUUUUGUCCAACUACGACUACCUACGGUCGGACAGGAUUUGGGAACAGAACGAAGACAGCUUCCUCAUCGCUUUAGCAGUAUUCUAUGCGGUUUUCGCUCUAGUCGCCAUCUUUGCGUUUGUGCUCGAUUGCACUAGGUACGCGAAAACGAAGGAACGGUCUUCGAUGAAAGGUCACAAAGUAACUGUUAAUACGCCUUAGUGAUUGUGAAGUGAUUUUUUUAAUUGUCAUUAGGAGUGAAAAUAUUAGAAGUUUUUUCUUCU